CUGGAAAGGCCCAGAGAUGGGAGAGAGGCAGCAAGAGUUGCUUGCUGGCCUGAGAAGAGAGUCAGAGAGAGGGAAAUCAGAAAGGCAAGACUAGGGACAAUUGGAAAAGGCUUCACUUUUCAUCUUGUCCGUUCCCUUCGUCAGCCGCCAUGAGCUCCAGCUCCAGCCACAAAAAGGGGGAGCCUGCGAUGCUCAAGCCCAGGCCUCUUGGCCUGAGAAAAGGUCUAGCAGAAAUGUACCAGGAAGAGCUGCUCUGUGAUAUCGUCCUUGUAGCCGAUGGACAGAGGUUCCCUUGCCACAGAGCAUUGCUGGCAGCCGUCAGCCCCUACUUUCAGGACAUUUUCAUCAACAGCUGGAAAGAGUCUGAUGGAAAAGAGAUUCUGGUUCAGGACGUGGCUCCGUCGAUCAUCCAAAGCAUUCUGAAAUACAUCUACACGGGGGACAUAGAGCUCACUCCCGAGCUGACCCCCUUCUUCUUCGCAGGAGCCAGCAAGCUGCAGGUUGUUCCAUUGCAAAACCUCUGCUGUAGGUUCCUUGUUACAAACCUCUCUGUGCAGAAUUGCUUUGAGAUGUAUUCCAUGGCCCAAGUGCAUAAGAGUCGGACCCUCCUUCACGAAACUGUACAGCUCCUCAUCAGGAAUUUCGACCAGGUUUUUGAGGCAGGCGGCUUCCUCCAUCUGGAAUUCAGCACGCUGCUCGCCCUGAUAUCCUCCAGUGACCUGGCUGUUGCUUCGGAGUACCAAGUCUACCAAGCUGUUCGGCGCUGGGUGCAAGGGCAUCCUAGCUUGCGCGGACCCCUUCUUGGGCAACUAGUGCAGCACGUCCGUUUCCCGCUGUUGAGCCUGGAGGAGCAGUAUGAACUUCAGAAGGACUUGGAGCAGCAGAAGGAUCUCCACCUUACGUGGAAAAUCCUGAAUGGCGAGGAGAGGUUGCGUCAGAGCAAGGGGCUGAGAAGGGGGAUGUACAAACCACACAUUGCAUUCAUCGACACCCAGUUGUGCGAGUAUCAAGAACUGGAGACCGAAGAAGCGUAUAUGGGCUGCUAUGAGCCUCUGGCUGAACAGUGGGAGAAGCUUCCUGGCCUGCCGUCCGUGACCCAUGCUUCUUGUGUUUCUGCAGGGGAUAAGAUUUAUGUCUCCGGAGGUGUCUAUCAGAGUGCUUAUUCCACCUCUGUCCAUGAGUUCAGUGCCUUCACAGGCCAGUGGCUGCAGCUCCCUUCCAUGUCUCUGGCCCGGGCAGCACAUGGCUUCCUCUUCCACAACCAGAAGCUCUAUGUCCUCGGUGGUUGGCGCAAGUUCCAAAGCUUCCUCAACUUGGCCGAGAGUUUGGACCUGGCCACAGGGAGGUGGGACACCAUUGCCAAGCUUCCAUUUUCCCUGAGCCACCCGGCUACCAGUGUCUUCCGGGACAAGCUGUACCUGCUGGGAGGUGCGACGGGCUUAUCGUCUCACUGGUUAUUUCACCGAGGGAUUCUGAUCUACGACAUCGGCUCCAGCGCAUGGACCCAGGUGCCUCUGUCUAUUGGCUUCUUUGCUGCAGGAGCUGUUGCUGGUGACCAUGGGAUCUAUGUGAUUGGGGGAUAUUCUGAGAAGAAAGCCAACCUGGGAGGGAAGCUGGCAGCUGACAACCGGCACAGCAGCCGGAGGUGCUUCUUUGUCAACGAAGCAGGCCACAUGAGCCGCAGUUUUGCCAUCCCCAGACUGCCCCGUGGGAUUGCGAACGCAGGGGUGGUCUACUGUGGCAAAAGGAUCUAUGUGCUGGGUGGGGAGGAUUUAGAACAGCGCUAUAAAGUGAUUUACCACUGGGAACCUGGAGAGCCCCGCUGGCAUCGAGGCGCAAAGGAAAUCCCAGUGCCCCGGGAAGGUAUCAGCAGGUUCGCAUGUGGGCUUCUCUUGCAACCCAAACCCCACAUCCUUCAGCUUUUCCAGGUCACCUCUCUCGUCCCGACCGCAGCUAUCUGCAAGUAGCUGAUGGCCCGGGGCAGCCUUGCAUUACCUUUAAAAUAUGUGGAAAUCACUUGGGCGCUUGUAAAUAAAUUAUAAUAAAAUUACAGAUGGCC
Messenger RNA from Sceloporus undulatus (fence lizard), 2059 nucleotides. RefSeq names its product kelch-like protein 24. The transcript is spliced from 5 exons. Gene Ontology annotation, molecular function: protein binding. The record is from RefSeq and is a predicted model, not a curated record. The coding region runs from base 150 to 1967 and encodes 605 amino acids. Lineage: Eukaryota; Metazoa; Chordata; Lepidosauria; Squamata; Phrynosomatidae.